CGCUGCUUUCUGAUUCUUAGACUUGUUGCGCAGCAGCGAAAUGGAGAGUCUAGACUCCGACCUCUCCGGGAAGCUCGACCUUGAGGCUUGUUUCCUAAGCCCAAGCGUUCGGCUCCGAGGGACCGGUGACAUGGAGGAGACGCUCGGUGCUCUCUUGGAUCGCCAAGCGGUGAUGAGGUCGGGUGCCCCUUGUGAAGCGGCUGCUGCUUCUUUUCGAGCUAUCAGCAGGCCGGAGAUCGUCGACCGGUGCUGCAGUCUAACUCAGGAUUUUGGAUUAUCCGAUGACCUACCUGUCAUCAGCAAUAUCAGUCACGACGAAGAUGUUAUCUCUGCCAUCUUUCCUGACAGCGAAAACUUCUGCAACUUGAGCUGCACCGGUAAUGUUUCUUCCGGGGAGUCCGAGAACCAUGGCUCGUUCGAUGACCUUAAGUGGAACAGAGAUGAGAUGGCCUCCCGAGUCUCCCCUGAUCCACUUCUUCCCACUGCCAAGAGAAAGCCGAAUUCUUCGCCCGAGGAAGAAGGUCUUCGGAAGAACCCGAGAUCGGAGAAGCAUUCAAGCUCUGUGGCCAUCGAGACUGUAGCAGAGGCGAAGGAGAUGAUCUACAGGGCUGCAGCGCUGAGGCCGCUGACUCUGGGAAUGGAGGAGGCGGCGGCAGCCGAGAAGCCAAAGAGAAAGAAUGUGAAGAUAUCAAGUGACCCACAGACGGUGGCAGCAAGGCGCAGGAGGGAAAGGAUCAGUGAGAGGCUGAGGGUGCUGCAAAGGCUGGUCCCCGGCGGCAGCAAAAUGGACACUGCAACCAUGCUCGAUGAGGCCGCCAACUAUCUUAAGUUCCUCAAGUCUCAGGUCAGGGCCUUGGAAACCCUCGGUGAAAGGCAUGGCCAUGCAACCAACAGUGCCAUCCACCCCUUUCCACUAGCUCUGAACCAAGCUUUUAGAAUGCAAAGAUGAGAGAUGAGGCACGACUCAUCCCUGCGAGCAUGGGGCACGAGUCAUUCCCUUUUCUCAUUCAGAGAUAACUUUCCCAAAUCCACAACACCCAACCAUAAGAAACUAUUGGCUAUUAGCUUUCCCCACCAAUAGUUUCAGCUAUAGAUUAAACCUCUUGUGUAUCCAUAGCCUUUUAACCUCUAAGGAAUAGAUAGCAGCAGUGCAACACUUUGGCUUUCACCCUUCAGAUACCUGUGAACUAGUUCCUGUCAACUGCACAUAUAAGAGCUUCACGGUGACAUUUAAUCUGUCACCCUGAAGUCUGACUUCUCUAUCACAAAGUUGUAAGAGGUCGAUCUGUUCUCUGUCAUCCGAUUGACCUGAAGCGCGAAUUUUACAGUGUCGCAGAGCACGAUGCUGCUGUCUUGGUUAAGCCGGAGUACCUUUGCGAAGACCACCUGCACAAUAGGUGAGCACGUUGGAGACAGAGAGACAGAGGUUGCCAGUCCACGCAAUCACUGUGCUCCAAUUACCUUUCUCUACUAUUCUCUUCGCUGAACUCUGUACUGAUUAUGAUGUCAUA
Molecule: messenger RNA, 1511 nt
Organism: Musa acuminata subsp. malaccensis (wild Malaysian banana)
Lineage: Eukaryota; Viridiplantae; Streptophyta; Magnoliopsida; Zingiberales; Musaceae
Source: RefSeq, a predicted model, not a curated record